UACUUGGUAUUUUAUGCUAAUUCUACCAAUCUCUAGUUUUAUAAGCUUUUCGAUAUAAUUAUGAAUUCGGUUGCUACUUGCUAAGGAAUUAUACACCUACCGAAUCCAAAAUAUAUAACUAAAACAUGAGAUUCAGUCAAUAAGGUUCGAAGUCUUUAAGGACCCCGUCUAACAAAAUUUGUUGACAAUCAAAAUUGUCAUCACAUUUUUUUUAAAAGCUUGUUAGUAUAUUUAUUAAUUAAUUAAUGUGUUGCUACACAAAAUUUAGUUCCGUCUAACAAAAUUAAUGUGUUCCAAAUUUUAAUAUUGGUUGCAUCAACACUCCAUACGACGAAAUCUACAAUUUUCAAACAUUAAAAAACCAGCUCAAUAAAAUUUUCUUCUCUACGGAAGUUGAUACUUUUACGUCAACGUCAUCAUGUAUUCAUAAAGAUUGGACGAAAUUGAAACGGUUAAGCUACAAGUUGUAAAUGGUUGAUUAUUUUUAAUUGGAAAAUAAAGAAGUCUUAUAUAGAGAAGGGAGUUACAAAAAACAAGAGAAUUGAAGAAGAGUUAAAGGAUCAAAGAUGGGUAGCAAAAGCAAAGAUACAGAGGGAGAUCCAAUAAAGAAGGUUUUGACUCACAGAGGUCGAUAUGUCCAGUACAAUUUGUAUGGAAACUUAUUCGAACUUUCCUGCAAAUACGUUCCUCCUCUUCGCCCUAUCGGUAGAGGCGCUUAUGGCAUCGUCUGUACUGCUGUUAAUUCCGAUACACAUGAGGAAGUUGCCAUCAAGAAGAUUGCCAAUACAUUUGACAAUAUUAUUGAUGCUAAAAGGACUUUGAGAGAAAUUAAGCUCCUACGUCACAUGGACCAUGAAAAUGUUAUUGCUAUAAAGGAUAUAAUACGACCUCCACAAAAGGAUGCUUUUAAUGAUGUUUACAUAGUUUAUGAAUUGAUGGACACUGAUCUUCAUCAGAUUCUUCGUUCUGAUCAACCUCUCAACCUUGACCAUUGUCAGUACUUUCUAUACCAGCUAUUAAGAGGACUGAGGUAUGUGCAUUCAGCCAAUGCCUUGCACCGUGAUCUUAAACCAAGUAAUUUACUUUUGAAUGGAAAUUGUGAUCUUAAAAUUGGGGAUUUUGGUUUGGCGAGGACGACAUCUGAAACGGAUUUUAUGACCGAGUAUGUCGUUACUAGAUGGUACCGAGCCCCGGAAUUGCUCCUUAACUGUUCAGAGUACACCUCUGCUAUUGAUGUUUGGUCGGUUGGUUGCAUAUUUGCUGAAAUUAUGACCAGAAAAACCUUGUUUCCAGGGAAAGAUUAUGUUCAUCAACUAAGGCUUAUAACAGAGUUAAUAGGUUCACCCGACGAUUCUAGGCUUGAAUUUCUCCGAAGUGAAAAUGCGAGAAGGUAUGUCAAACAACUUCCUCAAUGCACGAAGCAAAAUCUUUCGGCAAGAUUUCCUCAUAUACCGCCCGAGCCUCUGGACCUACUAGAGAAAAUGCUUAUAUUUGAUCCUAACAAACGAAUUACAGUUGAAGAGGCACUAUGUCAUCCUUAUCUUUCAUCUCUUCAUGACAUCAACGACGAGCCAGUUGCUCCAAGGCCAUUCUGUUUUGAUUUUGAGCAGCCAGCAUGCACUGAAGAGCAUAUUAAGGAGCUCAUCUGGAUGGAAUCGGUGAACUUCAAUCCGGAUCCACUCUCUCAAUAACUCUUGCUUAUAUACAGUGUCUGUUCAUCAUUAUCAUGACACAUUGUAAAGUACAGAAAGUUCUAUUCCUUCUAUAUAUAGUCCAGUUGAAUAUUGCAAGUUACAAAAGGUGUUGUAUUAUGUUGAAGUUUGCUCAAGGAACAAAUAUGAGAGCAAAAAUGUUGUUCUGUCGUGGAGCCUUUAUUUUGGGUGUAAAAAUUCUAGGUUGAGGAGACGAUGUCUCAAUAUAAGGUACAGAAGACCUUAGAAUUCACUAAAUAUUUACAAAAAAAUAUACAUUUGUCUCUCUCCAAUGGUGUCACGGAGCCUUUAUUAUCUAUCGAUAAUCCUUGAAUACUAUUUUCUGUUUUAAAUGGUUACAUAUAUCAUAUUAGCAGCA
Cicer arietinum (chickpea) is the source of this 2070-nucleotide messenger RNA. It is a transcript of the gene MAPK13, whose product is annotated as mitogen-activated protein kinase. Gene Ontology annotation, molecular function: MAP kinase activity; ATP binding. The record is from RefSeq and is a predicted model, not a curated record. Lineage: Eukaryota; Viridiplantae; Streptophyta; Magnoliopsida; Fabales; Fabaceae. Gene Ontology annotation, biological process: protein phosphorylation.